AUGCCUCUGGAUUUCCCUGUGGAGUAUUUCAAUCCCACAUCUGUCAUUGUUUUUCUUUCGUUUUUCGCAAUGUCGCAACUUCCAACUCUUAAAUGGGGUAUUAUAUCCACGGGGAUGAUCUCGUCGUGGUUCACGACUGAUAUUUCUAUUGACAGACCAGAUGCCAGGGCUAACCACGUAAUUGCGGCUAUUGGUUCUAGCUCUCCAGAAAAAGGCCUUGCAUUUGUGGAAAAGUACUUGCCUCACAUUAAUACACCACUAAUCCAGACCUAUGACGAAGUAUAUUCCAACGAUGACGUGGAGUGCAUCUACAUUGGAUUGCCCCACUCAAUGCAUCAUGAGCACGUAUUGAAGGCCCUGAACGCAGGUAAGAACGUUCUGUGUGAAAAAGCUUUUUGUAUGAAUGCUCGUGAAGCACGCGAGAUGUUUGCUCUGGCAGAGAAGAAAGGGCUUUUUCUGAUGGAAGCCAUGUGGACAAGGUUUUUCCCCGUAAUUCACGAGAUUCGGGAUUUGCUGUUCGAGCAGAAAGCGCUUGGAGAAAUCCGCAGGCUGAUCAUGGACAUGUCAUUUGAUGCCAAACUUGAAGCUUUGAGUGAUGAUGAUCGCAUGAAGAACCCGCGACUCGGGGCUGGGUCAGUGUUGGAUCUGGGAGUGUAUGUACUAACAUACUCUAGGCUGUUGCUCGACUCUGGAGUUGGCAAUAAGGCCGCAAAGUUUACCUCUACAGCUGCGAUGAAGAUUCGUGGAGGUGUGGAUUUGCUUACGUCGAUCUUGGUGCAGUAUGAAGAGACUGGACGCCAGGCGGUCCUGACGUGUGGUCUCGAAGUCGCAGGUUCGCAACCAUAUCUCCGCCUCAGUGGCACUAAGGGGUACAUUGAGUUAUGGGGAUUCAACCAGGCCAGUCCAAGAAGAUACCGAAUCACCUACACCGACGGAAAAGUGGUAGAAAAGAAGUUCGAUAUACCCGGAUAUGGACUUUACUAUGAGGCGGACGCAGUUGCUAUUGACAUCAAGCAAGGUAAAACCCAAAACAAUCUGUGCCCACCCGCAGAGUCUCUGUUAGUCAUGGACACAAUCGACAGCUUGAGAAAACAGAACAACCUGGUCUACCCAGACUUUGACUGA
Molecule: messenger RNA, 1125 nt
Organism: Kuraishia capsulata CBS 1993
Lineage: Eukaryota; Fungi; Ascomycota; Pichiomycetes; Pichiales; Pichiaceae
Exons: 1
Coding region: 1-1125 (374 amino acids)
Molecular function (GO): nucleotide binding
Source: RefSeq, a predicted model, not a curated record